AUGUGGCCCAUUUUAUUUCAGAAAGGCUCCCUUCAGCUAUUAAUUUGCUUACAURUACAUCCUUAUUUAUCAGCCAUAGGGGAGCUUUCUYCAGAUGCAGAGGCUGCAGGUCCUGGGGUCAAGCUGGAGAGGUCUGAAGGAGAGGAGGACCCACAGCACAGCAGAGACAUCCAGACUGGAGCAGUGGCUGYAGUGGCAUCCCCUGUAGCCACCGAGGACCUCGCCACCGGUGCAGCGCCUCAGACCAGGACCGGACGCAGCAUCACGGAGGAGGAGGAGGGUCCAGAGGUGCUGCUGGUGAAGGAGGAGGGGUGUGAGGAGGGUCUGGGGAACCCUGAGGGGACCAUGGGGAACCCUGAGGGGACCAUGGUCAUGGAGGACAACCAGACUACACCUCCUCCUGAACCCKCAGAGGAACCAGCUGAGCAGCACAGGACCACACACAGUCUCACGGAGUCAGUAGACAUGGAGGAUGGGAAGCCMYAUCUGCUGAUGGUCAAAGAGGAGACAAUAGAAGAUGGACCAAAGAGCAUUAAUCUGCUUAGUGGACUAAAGAUGGGGGAGCAAGGUGGUUGGCUGGAGGCUAACAGAGGAGACUGGGGAGACGUCAUGGAUUCCCAGACCCAGACUGGUGCAGCCAAGGGCCCAGGGGACAACAUCACUGAGCAGGCCAGGACCAGAGGUGACAUAGUGAAGGUCAGUGGAUGGGACAGCGUKCUCAACUCUGGGCUGGGGAACAACACUGUUAAACACAACCAGAAACAGACAGUCGAACACAAAACAACAUCUGAAUUUAGUAUCCAUGACAACAGUCUGGCUGAGACCAGGGCGAGGCGUAGAUUUGGUCUGCGGGGACAGGGAGGUGACCGUAUGCGGCUGGAGAGAAUAGACACAGACUCGGCUAGUGAUGCUCCGUCCUGCUCCUAUAGUUCUUAUUCAGAGAGACUGAUGGCGCCUCAGYUUAACACCCUAACAGGUGCUGCCUUAAGCCUGCCUUCUAUAGGAUCUAUCAACUGGAACAUGGACCCUGUGACAACACAGACACUCCCUGGCCUUCAUCCUCCCCACACUCCUCUAAUGUUAAACCAGACCACAGACAAUGCCAGUGCCUCAACACUAAAUGGCUACACAAGCCCAUUGACACGUGACAGUAGUAGAGACGGAAUCAGUAAAGGUGGCAGCGCCAAAGAGAAGCGCUUCAUGUGUUCGUUCUGUGGGAAAGCCUUCAGUUUCCCCAAUCAGGUGAAGAUCCACCAGAGGAUGCACACGGGGGAGAAACCGUUCAGCUGCCACUUGUGCCGGGACAGCUUCUCCCAUUUGUCUAGCCUGAAGAGGCACCAGAGAGUCCACACAGGAGAGAAACCAUACAGCUGCCCCCAGUGUCAGAAACGGUUCUCCCACCAGCACCGCUUGAAGAUACACCUGAAGAUCCACACAGGAGAGGGYCCGUUCGCCUGUACACACUGCGGGAAGAGGUUCUCAGAGAGGAGCUACCUCAGGAUACACCAGCAGAAAAUGCACACMACCCAUGUAUAGAGUAUUGUAACAUGUAAUGUAGUACUAGCUAGUUUGUUUGUAGUUAAUUAUUUUGGUUGUGGAUGUAUAAGGAGCUGGGUGAGGUGAACUGAGGAAAGAAUGAGUAUGAUGAGGCAGAGUAGAUGAUAUGGUGSUGGUUGGUGUGAUGGUGGUGUCUGUAAAAAUGCUUCACUGAUGAAAAGGGACAACCUUGUCCCUUUAGGUUGAUAUUGGUAUUUUAUAGUGAAAUAAUGAUAGUGCCUUAAUUCAUGUUUACUUGUCAUGAAGUAGUAAAGAUGUGUGUAAUGUGAUGUUGAACCUUUUCCAAAGUCUUCUAAAAUGUAUUUGAUCAAAGCGAGUCUACCAGAUUUACGAAAAGGUCAUGAGAAGUUAUUCUACUUGUCACGUAUCGUUUUGCGUAAUAAAAGUACUGUACUUUAUGUUUGGUGAGUGUAUGCCCAUGUUGUUGAAAUGAAAUACAAAACUGACUCUA
Molecule: messenger RNA, 2008 nt
Organism: Salvelinus sp. IW2-2015
Lineage: Eukaryota; Metazoa; Chordata; Actinopteri; Salmoniformes; Salmonidae
Source: RefSeq, a predicted model, not a curated record